AAUCUCUCCGAAUAAAACUAUUUCAGUCUCUGAGAUCCUCUUCCUGGUCAUCCUCCAUUUUCUAGGGUUAGGUUUUGUCCAUCGAAUUCAUAAUAUUCUUGGUGAGUCCAAUAGUGAUUGAAAAAAAAUGGCGUGGAGGAACUUCUACAACGAGAUUAGGGGCCUGAAGUUGAAGGAAUUGCCCGGUCACGUUAAGCCAUUGCUCUCGAUCGAGAGUGCGAAGAAUGCCGUCGUGAGAGGCUUGGACAACUACAACGCCAAGUACAUUCAGACCGGUUCCAUCGACCCUCUCUACCAUGUCUGCUUCGGUGGUAUGAUCUUCUCCUACCUCGUCGCUCUGCCCGAAGAACGUCGCCAUCUCGAGCACCAGCAGCACGCCAAGGAACACGGCCAUUGAUUCAUUCCUCAGCAAGGGGCGAUGGACCUUUCCUGGUGUUUAUUUCGGGGCCAUUUGUUUUUUCGAUGCUUUUUUUUCUUUUGAUAUCUUUAAAUUUUAGAAAGAAAGAUACUGUCUUCUUGGUUCGUGGCAGGCUUUAAGUGAUUAAAAUAAAAAUCUUGAUCAUAUUGAAUUACUGUAAUUUGACCGUUAAAAGAAAUGGUUGAGGGGAAAACAACUUUGUUAUUA
Messenger RNA from Humulus lupulus (European hop), 625 nucleotides. RefSeq lists its product as uncharacterized. The transcript is spliced from 2 exons. Lineage: Eukaryota; Viridiplantae; Streptophyta; Magnoliopsida; Rosales; Cannabaceae. The record is from RefSeq and is a predicted model, not a curated record. The coding region runs from base 128 to 397 and encodes 89 amino acids.